AUGUCCGCACCCCACGACGGCUACGGCCAACAGCCCUACACCGAUGAACCACAGCAGGGCUUCGAAGGCCAAUCCGAGGCGCCUCACGCUCAAGCAGCCGACCAUGCCAAGAAGAAGAAGCGAGGAUACGCCUCCCAGGCCUACGAGUUUGGCGCUGGCGCAAAUACCGGUGUAGCUGGCCAGGUCCCCGCCGCCGGCCCCCAGCAGUAUGGCAUGCCCUCCCAGCCUCAGACGCCAGCCUACGCCGCCGCCGGCUAUCCUGGACAGGAUCCCUCGCAGCUGCAGCAGCAGCAGCAGCAGCCCGGUGUUCCUCAGUACGGUGCUGGCGCUCCCGCCUACGGCGCCCCCCAGCCUCUUGCGCCCCAACCCGGCGCUCCUCAGCCCGCCGCCUACGGAUACCAGGCUCCCGAUGUUGGCUAUCCCGGCCCCGGCCAGGGCGCCCCCGCUCCCAAUGCGCCUGGCGUCGCCGGCAUCAACCAGCAGAUGGCCGGCAUGAACCUCGGGCCCGGCGGACAGCCUCAGCCCCAGCCCGCCCAGGCCGCCCGCCCCGUGGCUCUGAACCAGCUCUACCCCACCGACCUCCUGAACCAGCCCUUCAACGUCUCCGAGCUGGAUCUGCCGCCACCUCCCAUCAUCCUGCCCCCCAACUCGAGCGUCACACCUUCGCCUCACGCCAACUGCUCGCCUCAAUAUGUUCGCUCUACGCUGAACGCCGUCCCCACGACACACUCUCUUCUGAAGAAGUCGCGCCUUCCGUUCUCUCUCAUCAUCCAGCCGUACGGCGCACUUCACGAUGACGAGAGCCCCGUCAACAUUGUCCAGGACCAGAUCAUCGCGCGCUGCCGUCGUUGCAGGACCUAUAUCAACCCUUUCGUGACCUUCCUCGACCACGGCCACCGAUGGAGAUGCAACAUGUGCCAGCUCACCAACGACGUGCCCCAGGCCUUUGACUGGGACGCCGCGACGCAAAAGUCGACCGAUAGGUGGGGUCGUCACGAGCUCAAUUACUCGGUCGUUGAGUUUGUCGCUCCCCAGGAGUACAUGGUCCGCCCGCCUCAGCCCCUCGUGUACCUGUUCCUCUUCGACGUCAGCUACGCCUCCGUCUCUACCGGCCUCCUCGCCACCAGCGCGCGCACCAUUCUCGACAGCCUCAACAGGAUACCCAAUGCGGACCGCCGCACUCGUCUCGGCUUCAUCGCCGUCGACUCGAGCCUCAACUACUUCUCGAUCCCCAAGGACGAGGACGAGAACGGCGACACCAGCAUGCUCGUUGUCAGCGACCUCGACGAGCCCUUCCUGCCCGUGCCCACCGAUCUGCUCGUGCCCCUGACCGAGAGCCGCCAGAGCAUCGAGAACUUCCUGACGAAGCUCCCUGAGAUGUUCCAGAACAACCAGAACAACGGGUCUGCCCUGGGACCCGCCCUCAAAGCCGGCCACAAGCUCAUCUCUGCUCUGGGUGGUAAGAUUGUCGUGCUCACUGCGUCGCUUCCCAACCUCGGCGUCGGCAAGCUCGAGAUGCGCGAGGACAAGAAGGUUCUGGGCACGAGCAAGGAGAACGCGCUCCUGCAAACGUCCAACAGCUUCUACAAGAGCUUCGCCGUCGAGUGCUCGAAGAACCAGGUCUCGAUCGACAUGUUCCUCUUCUCCUCCCAGUACCAGGAUGUCGCGUCCCUCAGCAACCUGCCUCGCUACACUGGUGGCCAGACGUGGUUUUACCCCGGAUGGAACGCCGGCCGUCCCGAGGAUGCCAUCAAGUUUGCCUCGGAGCUCAGCGAUCACCUCUCGUCCGAGAUUGGCCUCGAGGCCGUGCUGCGUGUGCGUGCGACCACGGGUCUGCGCAUGAACGCUUUCUACGGCAACUUCUUCAACCGCAGCUCCGACCUGUGUGCCUUCCCGGCCUUCCCCCGUGAUCAGUGCUACGUCGUCGAGGUCGCCAUUGACGAGAACCUGACGAAGAACGUCAUCUGCCUUCAGACUGCCGUGCUGCACACGACGUGCAACGGCGAGCGCCGCAUCCGUGUCAUGACGCUGGCGCUGCCGACGACCACGAACCUGGCCGACGUCUACGCCUCUGCCGAUCAGCAGGCCAUCGCCACCUACUUCAGCCACAAGGCCGUCGAGCGCGCGCUCAGCGGCGGUCUCGAGGCGGCCCGCGACUCCCUGCAGCACAAGCUGAUUGAGCUUCUGCAGACGUUCAGGAAGGAGCUUGCCGGCGGCAGCAUGGGCGGCGGCCUCCAGUUCCCUUCGAACCUGCGCGGCCUGCCUAUACUGUUCCUCGGUCUCAUGAAGAACGUCGGUCUGCGCAAGUCUGCUCAGAUCCCGUCGGAUCUUCGUUCGGCGGCGCUCUGCCUGCUUUCGACGCUUCCCGUGCCUCUGUUGAUGCAGUACAUUUACCCGAGGCUCUACUCGCUCCACGACAUGCCGGACAAUGCCGGCACGCCGGACCCCGAGACGAGCCACAUUGUGCUCCCGCCGCCGGUCAACCUCUCGUCGGAGCGGUUCGCGCCGUAUGGUCUCUAUCUCAUUGACGACGGCCAGACGCAGUUCCUGUGGGUCGGGCGCGACACGGUGCCGCAGCUGCUCGCGGACGUGUUCGGCAUCGAGGACAGGACACAGCUGCGUGUUGGCAAGGGCUCGGUGCCGGAGCUUGACAACGACUUUAACGAGCGGGUACGUGCCGUCAUCUACAAGAGCCGCGACAACAAGGCCAAGGGCGUCGGCAGCAUCACGCUGCCGCACCUGUACGUUGUGCGCGAGGACGGCGAGCCCAGCCUCAAGCUGUGGGCGCAGACGCUGCUGGUGGAGGACCGGGCGGACCAGGGCAUGAGCGCGGCGCAAUGGCUCGGCAUCCUGCGGGAGAAGGUUAUGACGUAG
Messenger RNA from Verticillium nonalfalfae, 2874 nucleotides. It is a transcript of the gene SEC24, whose product is annotated as COPII subunit. Gene Ontology annotation, molecular function: SNARE binding; zinc ion binding. Gene Ontology annotation, cellular component: COPII vesicle coat; endoplasmic reticulum exit site. The transcript has 3 exons. The record is from RefSeq and is a predicted model, not a curated record. The coding region runs from base 1 to 2874 and encodes 957 amino acids. Gene Ontology annotation, biological process: endoplasmic reticulum to Golgi vesicle-mediated transport; COPII-coated vesicle cargo loading; intracellular protein transport. NCBI's taxonomy places the organism in Eukaryota, Fungi, Ascomycota, Sordariomycetes, Glomerellales, Plectosphaerellaceae.